Molecule: messenger RNA, 3732 nt
Organism: Urocitellus parryii (Arctic ground squirrel)
Lineage: Eukaryota; Metazoa; Chordata; Mammalia; Rodentia; Sciuridae
Gene: Abcf2
Product: ATP binding cassette subfamily F member 2
Molecular function (GO): ATP binding; ATP hydrolysis activity
Source: RefSeq, a predicted model, not a curated record
CGCGCGCCCGCGGCUCCUGGGAUCGGCGGUAGUUCUCCGCGUGGGUCCCGCCCUUGGCCGCCGCGACUCAAGGACACACUUCCCAGGAGCCCUCGCGGCGGCGCGCCGAGAGCCCCGUGGCCGUGAUUGGCUGGAGAGCCGGCCGCACGCGGAGGAGCUCAAGGAGCAGCUCUGUUGCGACAGAGGCCGAGCGGCGAGGCCCGACUCCCUGAAAGAACAGUGACCUACCCCUGUGGCUCAGCACCAUGCCCUCUGACCUGGCCAAGAAGAAGGCUGCCAAAAAGAAGGAAGCUGCCAAAGCUCGACAGCGGCCCAGAAAGGGACAUGAAGAAAACGGAGAUGCUGUGACAGAACCACAGGCAGCAGAGGAGAAAAAUGAGGCCAAUGGCAGAGAGACUACAGAAGUGGAUUUACUGACCAAGGAGCUAGAGGACUUUGAGAUGAAGAAAGCUGCUGCUCGAGCUGUCACUGGUGUCCUGGCUUCUCACCCCAAUAGUACUGAUGUCCACAUUAUCAACCUCUCACUCACCUUUCAUGGUCAAGAGCUGCUCAGUGACACCAAACUGGAAUUAAAUUCAGGGCGUCGUUAUGGCCUCAUUGGCUUAAAUGGAAUAGGAAAGUCCAUGCUGCUCUCUGCUAUUGGGAAACGUGAAGUGCCCAUCCCUGAGCACAUCGAUAUCUACCAUCUGACCCGAGAGAUGCCCCCUAGUGACAAAACACCCUUGCAGUGUGUGAUGGAAGUGGACACAGAGCGGGCCAUGCUGGAGAGGGAGGCUGAGCGGCUAGCUCAUGAGGAUGCGGAGUGUGAGAAGCUCAUGGAACUCUACGAGCGCCUGGAGGAGUUGGAUGCUGACAAGGCAGAGAUGAGGGCCUCGCGGAUAUUGCACGGACUGGGUUUUACACCUGCCAUGCAACGCAAGAAGCUAAAAGACUUCAGUGGGGGCUGGAGGAUGAGGGUUGCCCUUGCCAGAGCCCUCUUUAUCCGGCCCUUCAUGCUGCUCCUGGAUGAGCCCACCAACCACUUGGACCUAGACGCUUGUGUGUGGUUGGAAGAAGAACUAAAGACUUUUAAGCGCAUCCUGGUCCUGGUGUCCCACUCUCAAGAUUUCCUGAAUGGUGUCUGUACCAAUAUCAUUCAUAUGCACAACAAGAAACUGAAGUACUAUACGGGUAAUUAUGAUCAGUAUGUGAAGACACGACUGGAGCUGGAGGAGAACCAGAUGAAGAGGUUUCACUGGGAGCAAGAUCAGAUUGCACACAUGAAGAACUACAUUGCUAGAUUUGGUCAUGGCAGUGCCAAGCUGGCCCGGCAGGCCCAGAGCAAGGAAAAGACACUACAGAAAAUGAUGGCAUCAGGACUGACGGAAAGGGUCGUGAGCGACAAGACACUGUCAUUUUAUUUCCCACCGUGUGGCAAGAUCCCUCCACCUGUCAUUAUGGUGCAGAACGUGAGCUUCAAGUAUACAAAAGAUGGGCCUUGCAUCUACAAUAAUCUAGAAUUUGGCAUUGACCUCGACACACGAGUGGCUCUGGUAGGGCCCAACGGAGCUGGGAAGUCAACACUUUUGAAGCUGCUAACUGGAGAGCUACUACCCACAGAUGGGAUGAUCCGGAAGCAUUCUCACGUCAAGAUAGGGCGUUACCAUCAGCAUUUACAGGAGCAGCUGGAUUUAGAUCUCUCCCCUUUGGAGUACAUGAUGAAGUGCUACCCAGAGAUCAAAGAGAAGGAGGAAAUGAGGAAGAUCAUUGGGCGAUAUGGCCUCACUGGAAAACAGCAGGUGAGCCCAAUCCGGAACCUGUCAGAUGGGCAGAAGUGCCGAGUGUGUCUGGCUUGGCUGGCCUGGCAGAACCCCCACAUGCUCUUCCUGGACGAGCCCACCAACCACCUGGACAUUGAGACUAUUGACGCCUUGGCAGAUGCCAUCAACGAGUUUGAGGGUGGUAUGAUGCUAGUCAGCCAUGACUUCAGACUUAUUCAGCAGGUUGCACAAGAAAUCUGGGUCUGUGAGAAACAGACAAUCACCAAGUGGCCUGGAGACAUCCUGGCCUACAAGGAGCACCUCAAGUCCAAGCUGGUAGACGAGGAGCCCCAGCUCACCAAGAGGACCCACAAUGUGUGAGCCCUUGGCCCCCUUGGGUCAGGAGCGCCAYCUGGGGACUACCAGCUGUUGCCUGACCAGCCACUCAGGACAGGACCCUGGGGCUGCACUCCCGCAUUGCUGCAAUACUGCCCCCAGCCUCUCCCCAUCUCAGCCUGCCUUCGCUGCACUGUUACCUUAUCUACAGCUGGACAGUACCUGUCCGUUUCCCAUCCUCCUUCCAGUUACAUCUGUCCAUGUCUGGACUUGUCUGGCUCUUCCCUCUAGCCUGUUGCUGGUUAUGUUGCCCUAAGAGAGAUGCAGCCAGAGGUUACCCUAGGGUUAGCCCAAGGACCCAUACCCUGGAUUUGGCGUGUGAAGGAGUUUUAAGAGCCUCAUUUUCUGGGUUUUGGUGAUGUUGGAGGAUUACCCCCAGCCCACCACCCCUGUUCCUUUUGCUUCUGGUUUGGAGCUCUGGACCAGGGCCUUGGUCCUGGUCCAUUUUUAAAUAAUUAUUUAACAGUGUAACUUUUAGACCUGAGUGACAUCUACAAAGUGUCCAAUAAAGAAAGAGGAACCCAUGGUCCCUCUCUUCCUUCCCAGGUCUCUGGGGCCUUCUUCCCCUCCUCCCUGCAGCACCAGCAUUCACCUCACCAAGAGUUUGAUGGGACUGAAGAUUAUCCUGUAGGAGAUGAAGAGUGUCUCCCCCUUCUGCCUUGAACUGGGACUCUUAGGCCUGURGUUCACAUACCUUAACAUGACUCUGAAUCACCUGGAGGGCUCAUCAGAUCACAGAUUGAAAGUUUCUCUCAGUAGGUCUGGGUGAGACUGAGAAUUAACAUUUCUAACAAGUUCCCUGUGAUGCAGAUGCUGAGUUGCAGGUCUAGGGGCCUUGAUUUGAAAAGCACCAUGAUAGAAUAUGUUUUUCAGAGUGUGACCCGAGACUCCUGCUACCACUUGCACCACAGUAUGUGGGACACUUGUUAAAAUGUGGAUUCUGAAGUCCAGACCUGUUGGUUUGGUGUAGGGGGAAAGAUUCAGAAAUGUCCAAGGGUUUGCAUCUCCAGCUGCUGUUCUGGAGCAAUACAGGAAGUGCAGUCAACUUACUCGUCCACCUUCAUUUUCAUCAGCCUGGGCUGGUUGACAUCCAGCCCAGGCCUCUUGGCAGCCUGUGUGGUUCUUAUGCCCCUAGGAUGUGCGCGGCCAGUGUUAGUYCUGCACUUGUCACUCUGCCUCUGAAACCUCAGCAGUCCUCCUGUGGGAAAACAGACACAGCCACAAGUUGUCAUAUUACAGUGCAUCUAAGAAGGGGGAAGAAACUCCCAGAUGGUGUCCAAACCCCCAAGGAGCUCAUAAUCGAGAGGGAAAGCCAACAAGACAUAGAAAGCACAUAAAUCAGAUGUUAAAUUGUUAUUGAGAUUAAAUUGUUGAGUAGGAGACUCAGAAGUAUUCAAAACGGGGUGCGGUUUUGCAUGAGCAGCUGCCCAGAAAGACUGGCUUAGUGUUCAACUUGAAAGAUGAGUAGGGUCUUCUCAGAUGGUCAUCAAGUUCAAGGGCUCCCUUAGGCAAAGGAGACACCAGUAAGAAACCAAGAGGCCUCUGCUGCUCCUCAGCCUUUAAGGGGCCUGGUCUGGUCACUUGUGCCAUUAAGUAG